UGUCAAAAAUAGUUCUUCUUCGUUUGCCUUUGGUGAUACAGAAGCCGGUUUUAUUGCGAAAAUUUUGAUUUGCUUACGUGUAGUAGAAACACAGAUAGAAAAGAUGGCACAAAAAAUUAAAGUUGGACCCGUUGUUGACAUACUUGGUGAUGAAAUGACCAGAAUAAUAUGGGAUUCAAUUAAAGAAAAAUUGAUUUUACCGUUCUUGGACAUUGAAUUGCACACUUAUGAUUUGGGAAUAGAAAAUCGUGAUGCUACUGAAGAUCAAGUUACAGUCGACUGUGCUAACGCUAUUAAAAAAUACAAUGUAGGUAUUAAAUGCGCUACAAUAACACCAGACGAAGCACGCGUUGAAGAAUUCAAAUUGAAAAAAAUGUGGAAAUCACCAAACGGAACAAUACGUAAUAUUUUAGGUGGAACGGUUUUCCGUGAGGCUAUAAUUUGCAAAAACAUUCCUAGAUUAGUUUCUUGUUGGCAAAAACCAAUUAUUAUUGGUCGUCAUGCACAUGCCGAUCAAUAUAAGGCAACUGAUUUUGUUGUACCAGGUGCCGGAGCUUUAACGCUUACUUUUACACCAGCGAAUGGUGGAGAAGAAAUAAAACAUGUUGUAAAUGACUUUAAAGGUGCUGGUGUUGCUCUUGGCAUGUUCAACACUGAUAGUUCUAUACGUGAUUUUGCUCACAGUUCAUUUAAAUAUGCCUUAAGCAAAAACUAUCCAUUAUAUUUAAGCACUAAGAAUACUAUACUUAAAAAAUAUGACGGUCGUUUUAAAGAUAUUUUCCAAGAAAUUUAUGAAAAAGAAUACAAAUCACAGUUUGAAGCUCAAAAAAUUUGGUAUGAACACCGUUUAAUCGAUGAUAUGGUUGCCCAAGCAAUGAAAUCAGAUGGUGGUUUUGUUUGGGCUUGUAAAAAUUAUGAUGGUGAUGUUCAAUCAGAUUCUGUAGCUCAAGGAUUCGGUUCAUUAGGUCUGAUGACAUCAGUUUUGAUUUGCCCCGAUGGCAAAACAGUUGAAGCAGAAGCAGCCCACGGUACGGUUACCAGACAUUACAGAAUGUACCAGCAAGGCAAAGAAACCUCAACCAAUCCCAUUGCUUCGAUAUUCGCAUGGACACAAGGCUUAUUACAUCGGGCAAAAUUAGACAACAACGAAGAUUUGAAACACUUUUCAAAUACUUUAGAACGUGUUUGUAUUGAAACUAUUGAGUCUGGUAAAAUGACAAAGGAUUUGGCUAUUUGCAUUAAGGGAAUGAGUAAUGUUCAAAGAAGCGAUUACUUAGAAACAUUUGAAUUCAUGAAUGCAUUAGCAUCUAAUUUAGAAAAAGCAUUGAAAAAAUGACUCACAUGUUCCAGAGUGUCACAUUUAUGAUAUUGCAUCAAUUUCCUCUUGGAAUUUUCAUAUAAUUUUUUUUUUAGAAAUUUCUGGGCGCUUAAUUAUUUAUAAAGGCGGUAAUUGAAUAAGUUAUAAAAACGUAUAUUGUUAACUUUU
Messenger RNA from Condylostylus longicornis, 1486 nucleotides. It is a transcript of the gene Idh, whose product is annotated as isocitrate dehydrogenase [NADP] cytoplasmic. Gene Ontology annotation, cellular component: cytosol; mitochondrion; peroxisome. Bases 104 to 1336 code for a protein of 410 amino acids. Gene Ontology annotation, biological process: isocitrate metabolic process. NCBI's taxonomy places the organism in Eukaryota, Metazoa, Arthropoda, Insecta, Diptera, Dolichopodidae. The transcript has 3 exons. The record is from RefSeq and is a predicted model, not a curated record. Gene Ontology annotation, molecular function: magnesium ion binding; isocitrate dehydrogenase (NADP+) activity; NAD binding.